Pyricularia grisea is the source of this 1124-nucleotide messenger RNA. RefSeq lists its product as uncharacterized. Bases 75 to 884 code for a protein of 269 amino acids. The record is from RefSeq and is a predicted model, not a curated record. NCBI's taxonomy places the organism in Eukaryota, Fungi, Ascomycota, Sordariomycetes, Magnaporthales, Pyriculariaceae. The transcript is spliced from 3 exons.
AAUGUCCUGUCCGAAUAACAUCUCGACCCGGCAUUCCUGGAAAACAAAACUCACCAAAAAUCGCCACCAAAAACAUGUCCGACCCCAAACCCCCCUCGCCAAAACGCAUCCGCGUCGUCGUCAUGAGCGCCAGUCGCUGCGGCACCAUGGGGCUCUACACAGCCCUCAAGACCCUCGGCUAUUCGCCCUGCCACAUGUACGAGAUGAUCUUUGUGCACGGCGAAGAGCACCUCCGCAAGCUCAGCGACGCCAUGGAGGCGGAGCAGCACCGCGGUCAGGUGCCGGCCAUGGACAUCGACGACUUCCUCGCGGGCCAAUACGACGCCUUUGUCGAGAUUGGCAGCUUUUUUCCCCUCACGACGCUGCACUGCUACCUGCCCGACCCGAACGUCAAGUGGAUUCUGGCGGAACGCGACCCGGCAAGGUGGGUGAGCUCGCUCGAUGAGACUGUCGCCUACGUUUACCGUUCCUGCUCGGCCGUGGACGCGAGGGUGUUGGGGGUAGUCGACCCGUGGUUCCGGGCGCAGCGGCGCUGGCUUGCGGCGUGGUUUAGGCGGUGGGGAGGGAGGGUGCCGGGCGAGCCGGGGUAUAAAGAAAGAUUGCAGUCGAGUUAUCUCGAGUACAACGAGUUGGUCAAAAGCAAGGUCCCAGCUGAUAGGCUUUUAAAUCUCAAACUGGAGGACGGUUUUGGAUGGAAUGAAAUCUGUGACUUUCUGGAUCACCCUGUGCCGAAGGAGCAGUACCCCAGUAUCAACGACAGAACAGAAUUCAGGGCGCUCGUUGAUGGGCUCGUCAAAGUUCACAAGCUAUCGGCGAUGAGGAGGAUGGCGGUGGUCCUCGCGCCAAUUUUUGGGGUCGCCACAUAUCUCUAUUGGCUUUCGUAACUUUCCCAGGUCGGUCAAACGAACGUGCAGUGUUGGGCCGGCUUGACAUCAGACUUGGACCUUUAGCUCUAGUUGUAUUUAGGAUCUUUCAUUGUUGUAAUUAAGCUGCCAUGAUCUGUGAUCAGCCUGCCGAAAGCAGUUUUCAGUGGAGACUUCAUGUGAACGUUAAGUCUGAGACGGUAAUUAUAGUAAAAGAUGUCAGCUAGGGUCAGGCAAGUUCCGCUGCCGGUUUAAACUACG